Molecule: messenger RNA, 537 nt
Organism: Penicillium waksmanii
Lineage: Eukaryota; Fungi; Ascomycota; Eurotiomycetes; Eurotiales; Aspergillaceae
Exons: 2
Coding region: 1-537 (178 amino acids)
Source: RefSeq, a predicted model, not a curated record
AUGGCUGACAACGCUACCCCGGGUUCUGCUGCUGGCAAUGUCACUUCGAGCAACAACGACAGUGCAGCUGGCAACGCUCCCGAAAGGGAAGACAACCCUCAACCCUUGACGGCUGAUAUGCUCGAUAAAGCGGCUGACAGGCUUGAUAUUCUUGUGGCAAAGCACUUCCAAGAGGACGCUGGCAAACUUCCUGACGACGCCCAUGACCAAGCCGCCCCGGACGUCCCCUACCUUGGCCUCCGCGAUCGCGACGACAACGGCGACUUCAAAAUACGGGAUAAGCUAUCAGCUCUCGAUGAAUACCUGGCCACCAUUCACUCCAUCAAGGGAGGCACAACAAUACCCGCUCGAGCUCCGGAGGCCAUCGCUACCAAUGCAAUGAUAGAGAAUAUGAUGAAGGAAGACCCCAGCCUAACCUCCAAUUUUGAAAGUGGGUAUCUGAGACAGAUCACGGAAACGAAAAACCGCGUACAAGCCGCCGUUGCCUGGCAAAAUAAGAAGAUGGAGGAGGACCAGUCUGAGGCGAUGGAGGAUUAG